Messenger RNA from Hevea brasiliensis (rubber tree), 854 nucleotides. Its product is annotated as protein PHR1-LIKE 3-like. Bases 143 to 766 code for a protein of 207 amino acids. Gene Ontology annotation, molecular function: DNA-binding transcription factor activity. The record is from RefSeq and is a predicted model, not a curated record. NCBI's taxonomy places the organism in Eukaryota, Viridiplantae, Streptophyta, Magnoliopsida, Malpighiales, Euphorbiaceae. The transcript has 5 exons.
UAGUACAAGUGCAUAGUGGUUCGCUUGUGAUAUUUGUAGCAAGUUGACUUCAAUAUUUUGUAUGUUUAACAACUCAAGCAUCUCAUGUCAUGACUGGUAACUCAUUUUAGCAGGAGCAUGCCCAAAGGCUAUUCGAAAUGAAAUGAAGGUUGAGGGUUUAACUCUUUACCAUGUGAAGAGCCACCUCCAGAAGUACAGGCAAAAUCCAGAGUCAGUGAGGCAGAUGUUUGAGACUUCCAAAUAUGUUCAAAGUUCCUCAGUUUCUCACGUCCCACAAGGCUCAAGCAACUCUUUGAGCUCAUCAACACUCCAAGAAAAUCAUUCCUCAUAUUGCAAUGCCACGGGCAAAUCAAAAGUUAGUGAGGGAGAAGCAGGUAGUCUUUAUAUGCAAAUGGAGUCUGAGAAGAAUGUUAUAAGGUUUCAGGAGGCACAAAGAAAUUACUUGGACCUUUCACUAAAGAAUGCGCAUAGGAUGCUUUGUAAUCAGAAUUUUGGAGGUGCAACUUUAGGCAGUGGAAGUUACUAUGGGCAGGACCUGAAUACCAUGGGAAGAAUUCCAACUUACUACCAAAACCUGCUAAACACAAACAAUUCAUAUGGUUCAACGGAGGGAAUCAGAGCACAUGCAUGCAUUCCAGCUCCGAUCGUCGCUUGUUCUAGAACCAGCUUCCCUCCCUUCAGUCAGGUACCAAGAAGUUUAAAUCUGGAAGGUUUCAAUGCAAUCCCUGGACAAUCAAAUAAAAGGUAUCGGACAUCAGGCCAAUAAGUUAAUGACCCUGUAGAAGCCUAUUUGAAUUAUGAUGAGGGAACUCUCAACUAUGGUUCCUUCAGCCCUAGUGCAGUUGCUGGGACCU